AUGUCCAAUAUUCCAUUUUGUUUCAAAAACUUUUCUAAUGUAAGGGUGGUCUUAGAUUGCACUGAAAUACCAGCUCAAAAGCCAAAAUGCUUGUCUUGUAAAAUAAAACUAUAUAGUUAUUAUAAGUCACAAUUCACACUUAAGUUUUUAAUAGGUGUUUCCCCUGCAGKUCUCAUAACGUUUGUCAGUAAGCCUUAUGGGGGUAGGGCUUCUGAUAAUGUCAUAUUCCAACAAAGUAAUUUGAUUGAAUUACUUGAUAGAUCAGACGCUAUAAUGGUAGAUAGAGGAUUUAGAAUUGAUGAUAUUUGUAACGAAAAGGGUGUAACUCUGAUUAGACCACCCUUUUUAAGAGGAAAAUCUCAAUUUAGUAAAACUGAAGCCCUUCUUACAAGAGAAAUAGCAAGUGCAAGAGUACACAUAGAAAGAGUGAAUCAAAGACUUAAAACAUUUAAAAUACUACAGAACAAAUUUACUUGGGGCCAUGUUCACUUAGCGCACGACAUUAUGAUAAUAAUAAGUGGUAUUUGCAAUUUAAGUUCACCUAUAUUUUCAUCUGAUAAAUUUUGUUAA
Diuraphis noxia (Russian wheat aphid) is the source of this 570-nucleotide messenger RNA. RefSeq lists its product as uncharacterized. NCBI's taxonomy places the organism in Eukaryota, Metazoa, Arthropoda, Insecta, Hemiptera, Aphididae. The record is from RefSeq and is a predicted model, not a curated record.